Molecule: messenger RNA, 4827 nt
Organism: Toxotes jaculatrix (banded archerfish)
Lineage: Eukaryota; Metazoa; Chordata; Actinopteri; Toxotidae
Gene: evi5b
Product: ecotropic viral integration site 5b
Exons: 26
Coding region: 437-4162 (1241 amino acids)
Source: RefSeq, a predicted model, not a curated record
GGUGCAUUUACUCACGCUGAACACGCGGUGGCGCUGUUGUCCCAGGCUGGAUCUGAGGCGCAUGCUCCGUGCGAUGUAAACAGUUGUUAGGCCGCCGCCGUCUGUCUGUCCGCCGCAGACAUUUGUGUACACGUAUUAAACGGCUGUAUGGGCUGGACCGAGGAGUCAAUGGAAACAAGCUAACCUAACGCUGGCUAGCUUUCAGCUGGACACUGAGCUAGGCUAUCCGGGUGGCACAGCUCAUGUUCUCGGGUAAAGUGUUGGAAAACUCGUCUUUUCCUCGUAACAGUGGGACUAUACUUUCGUGCAUGGGAAGCAGGGGACGUUUGCUGAGGCUGGCUAAAAACGCUUCAAGGUGGCGACAGACAAGGUUGCUGGUAAGCUGAGUUCUACUCUCUCAUGGGUGAAGAACUCGGUGUCCCACACGGUCAGUCAGAUGGCUAGCCAGGUGGCCACGCCCACGUCCCUGCAGACCACCGCUACCUCUUCGUCCACGUCUCUGUCCUCGCCUGCCCUCUCGCCGUCCUCGCCCGUGCAGCUCAGUCCCGAUGAUGUGGAACUGCUUGCCAAGCUCGAGGAGCAGAACAGGCUGCUGGAGACAGACAGCAAGUCUCUGCGCUCCAUGAAUGGCUCCAGGCGGAACAGUGGCUCCUCGCUGGUGUCCAGCUCCUCUGCCUCCUCCAACCUCUCCCACCUGGAGGAGGACUCGUGGAUUCUCUGGGGAAGAAUUGUUAAUGAGUGGGAGGAGGUACGCAAGAAGAAGGAGAAGCAGCUCAAGGAUCUUGUUAGAAAAGGGAUUCCUCACCACUUCCGGGCGAUAGUGUGGCAGCUGUUGUGUAACGCCCAAAAUAUGCCCAUCAAGGAUCAGUACUCAGAACUCCUGAAGAUGACGUCACCCUGUGAGAAGCUGAUUCGCAGGGACAUCGCCCGCACUUACCCUGAACACGAAUUCUUCAAGGAGAAGGACAGCUUGGGACAGGAAGUGCUCUUCAAUGUCAUGAAGGCAUAUUCCCUGGUGGACCGCGAGGUUGGCUAUUGUCAAGGGAGUGCAUUCAUCGUCGGACUGCUACUGAUGCAGAUGCCAGAGGAAGAAGCUUUCUGCGUGUUUGUGAAGCUGAUGCAGGACUACAGGUUACGGGAGCUCUUCAAACCCAGUAUGGCUGAGCUGGGACUCUGCAUGUACCAGUUUGAAUGCAUGAUCCAGGAGCAACUCCCAGAGCUGCAUAUGCACUUCCAGGUUCAGAGCUUUCACACCUCCAUGUAUGCCUCUUCUUGGUUCCUCACCAUCUUCCUCACCUCCUUUCCACUGCCUGUCGCCACCAGAAUCUUUGACAUUUUUAUGUGUGAGGGGCUGGAGAUAGUUUUCCGUGUGGGACUGGCCAUCCUUCAGAUGAACCAGACUGAACUCAUCCAGCUCGACAUGGAGGGAAUGUUACAGCACUUUCAGAAAGUCAUCCCACACCAGCUCGACAGUGGACCAGACAAGGUCAUCCAGGCUGCUUAUCAAGUCAAGUACAAUGCCAAGAAGAUGAAGAAGUUAGAGAAAGAAUACACUACAAUCAAAACUAAAGAGAUGGAGGAGCAGGUGGAGAUAAAGAGGCUGCGGACAGAGAACAGGCUCCUGAAGCAGAGGAUAGACACACUAGAGAAAGAAAGUGCUUCCUUGGCAGAUAGAUUGAUCCAGGGACAAGUGACUCGAGCUCAGGAGGCAGAGGAGAACUACCUGGUCAAGCGGGAGCUGGCUACAGUCAAACAGCAGAGCGAGGAGGCCAGUGCUCAGCUGGAGCAGGCCAAGAAAAUCAUCAGCCAGCUCCAGCAGCAGCAGCAGCAGCAGCCACAAGCGAAGGGGGCCCCUCGGUACUCUGAGGAGUCUGUCCUGCAGCUGGAGAGAGAGCUCGUUCAGGCCCGACUGAAGGAGGCAGAGUCCCAGUGUGCGCUCAAGGAGAUGCAAGACAAGAUCCUCGAUAUGGAAAAAAGGAACACAUCGCUACCAGAUGACACCAACGUGGCACGACUACAGGAGGAGCUGAUUGGUGUGAAGCUCAGGGAGGCAGAAGCUCUGACCGGCCUGAAAGAGCUGAGGCAGCAGGUCAGAGACCUGGAGGAGCACUGGCAGCGUCACUUGGCACGCACCGCUGGUCGCUGGAAGGACAGCCCCAAGAAGAACACGCUGAGUGAGCUGCAGGACGAGCUGAUGAGCGUGAGGCUGCGUGAAGCUGAGGCCCAGGCAGUGCUCCGAGAAACACGGCAGAGGAUGCUGGAGCUGGAGACACAGAAUCAGAUUCACAGCAACCAGCUGCGACGGGCGGAGCAGGAGAGCCGCUGUCUCCAGGAUCGUGUGCAGACACUGACGGUGCAAAAUAAAGACCUGCAUGUGCAGCUGCAAGAAAUCAAGCGGCGACAAGCUGAAAUCGAAUGCAAGAGUAAAGAGGAGGUGAUGGCUGUGAGGCUGAGGGAAGCUGACAACAUUGCUGCUAUGGCUGAACUCCAGCAACAGAUCUCAGAGCUGGAGAUAGAGAAGGAAGAAGGAAAGGUCCAGGGCCAGCUGAACCACACAGACUCGAGCCAGUACAUCCGCGAGCUCAAAGACCAGAUAGCAGAGCUAAAACAUGAGAUCUGCUGCUUAAAAGGGCAGAGGGGUUUGGCCAGUCAGCCCACUUUUGAUGGGAUCCACAUCGUCAAUCACUACGUGGGGGAUGAUGAGUCUUACCAGUCUUCAGAUGAAGAUGGAGUCAAGGACCCCACCCUACAGGACACCCAGCAGAGGAACAGCGGCCGAAUCAGACUGCGCCCCAACCUCGGGGACACGGAUAGCGAGGAGGAGGACGGCGAGGCCCUGCGGCUGUCUGUGCCUCAGAGCGGCAGCCACAAGUCCACCACUGUCACUUGGACUCGCAUCUACCCCGCCAGUGGAGAUCAGGUCUUCGCACCGUUCACAGGAGGACUCCUCUCUGCAGCUGGAUUCUUCUCACUGAUUUGUCUGCUCUCGGAUCAGGGAUCAGAGAUGCCUCGCUCCUUCUUGGUGAAGAGUAAGAAGGCGCACAGUUACCACCAGCCCCGGACUUUAGAGGAUGACUGCAGCAGGCUGGACGCCGCUCUGGCGCACAUAUGCUCAGAGGCAGAGAAGCUCCCAGAUGACAGCGACAUGACGGAGGACAGGUACGAUCUGUCUCCAGACUCCCACCUGGCUGACGCUGCCGAUUUCUCCCCAAAGUCACCGCUGAGCUGCGCCGACAGCCUGUGCGGCCGUUCCCCGGAAUACGAGGACUUCUGGAGGCCUCCGUCCCCCUCUGCAUCACCGGCCGAUUCUGAGAAGUCCCUGUCUCCUCUGGUGGAUGAGACCCAGCCCUUCACGGUUCCCUUCCGGCCAUAUGCGUGGAGCAGCUACCCGGGGCCUGGGCUGAGGCCCCUGGUGCAGCAGAAUCUCCAUCCUGGCAUGGAGGUGGACAGGGGUCCUCCGGCGAUGGCCUUCUGUGGGGGCCAGAGCGCCCACUCUGCCCUGUACUCAGACCGGGUUCUGGGAGAGGAGGCUUACCGCGACUACAGGAGGCACGCUGCCGCUCUGCUGUUUCCUGAGGGAGGCCUGCACAGAAAAACACACAGUGUGAAGGCCCAGUCCGACCUGCUGUGCUCCAGUCUCAUCCUUAACGGUGCUUACAAGUGUGUCAAGUGCAGCAAGGUGUUUUCUACUCCGCACGGGCUGGAAGUCCACGUCCGCAGAUCGCACAGCGGCACCAGGCCCUUUGCGUGUGAAAUCUGCGGCAAAACGUUCGGGCACGCAGUGAGCCUGGAGCAGCACAAAGCCGUGCACUCUCAGGAGAGAAGCUUCGACUGCAAGAUAUGCGGUAAAAGUUUUAAGAGGUCGUCCACGCUGUCGACGCACCUGCUCAUCCACACCGACACCCGGCCGUACCCGUGUCAGUACUGCGGGAAGAGGUUCCACCAGAAGUCAGACAUGAAGAAACACACCUUCAUCCACACAGGUGAGAAACCCCACAAAUGCCAGGUGUGUGGCAAAGCGUUCAGCCAGAGCUCCAACCUCAUCACACACAGCAGGAAACACACCGGAUACAAACCCUUCGGCUGCGACCUCUGCGGCAAAGGUUUCCAGAGAAAGGUGGACCUGAGGAGACACAAAGAGACGCAGCACGGACUGAAGUGAAGCGGCGUCAGGACAGAAACCCGUCACGUGAUCUGACGUUAGGAGGCUUUAUUUCAACUGAAAAUCUGACAGAGACAGUUUAGACAGGAGGACAUUUCCCCGACCACCGGCACAGUGGCCCUGUGUGAGGACAUUUGCUGGAUCAGGAUUCACUAUGAUCCGCUGUCCGUAAAAACCUCAUGUCAAAGAACAUGGAAAUCUAUUUGAUAAUAUUACACAGCGUCAGAUUAUUUCUUAUUUAUUUUUAUCAAAAUGUAGAAAUCCAUGGAAAGACUUAGCCUGCGCAGCGUGAAGACAGCAGCAACACUAAACACAGCAGCUCCGUGCAGCGCGUCCUGAGGCCCAGACACAGCACAGAUAAGCUGCCGCUCAUGAAUCAGCGUCUUUGGGCAUUAAACCCAAAAUAUUUGUACUCACACCUCAAUAACCGGAUCGACAAUAAACCACCGAGAAUAGAUGAAAUCUGCGCCUCUCCACAGAACACAGGCUUUUUGUUGUUGGUCGGACUGAUGCUGGCAAAACAGCGGGUUUCUGAACAGGAGGGUCGCGGCCCAUGUGUGAGCUCUGCUCCAAAGGGUUUUUGUUUUUUUCCAUUUUGCACAUUUUCUUCUCAGAAUAACUUUUGUCGUUUACGAAAAUAAACACGUUACUUUUUUUUCAGACCA